CUCCGCUCUUCCGCGCCCCGGAGGAGCCUCGGGACCCCUGCCCCCCGGGGAGACCCCACAGUGCGCUCCAGGUUCCCAGUGUGGUGCAUGGAGAACCAAUCCAGUCUAGUCCAGGAGGCUGGGGGCUGGGGCAACCCUUUUGCCCAUCCUGAAAUAAAAAGGAAGGAUUUCGGCUGCUCUGACUUGUCUGUCUCCAGACCGCCUGGUGCUCAACAUCCAGCCCCAUCCCUCUUCCUGGCGUCGUUUCUUGGGCUUGGAGAUAACAUUUCCCUUGAAUGCUGAGCAAGGAAAUGGACUCAAUGGUACUUGAGGAUGUAGCAGUGAUAUUCAGCCAGGAAGAGUGGGCGUUGCUGGAUCUUGCUCAGAGGAAACUCUACAGAGAAGUGAUGGAGGAAACCUUCAGCAGCCUGUCAGUAGUCUCUGGAAACCCUAAUGUUGAAGCAAAGCCAUUCGGUGAACAUAUAAUGGUGCGCUUUAUGCAGGCUGACAGCUGGUCCUCCCAGCUAAGAGGAAUAUCUGAAUCACACUGCAAUAAAGAUCAGCAUAUAAACCAAAGAAAGCCUUUGAGAAGUCAUUCAAUAAAAAACCACUAUAAACAUAAUGAAGGCAAUGAUUGUGGGGAAAACUUCAGCCAGAUCCCAAACCUUACUGUACUAAAACGAAAUCCUCCAGAAGUGAAUCCUUUUGAAUGCUGUGAGACUGGAAAAGCCUCCAUGGAUCACUUAUCACAAAAGAAUCACAGUAAAUCUAACAUUGGAUGCAGUAUUUCUCAGUAUAAGGAAUAUGGAGAAGCCUUCAGUUGUUCGGCUGCCCUGUCCAGCCCUGGAAGAAUUCCUAAUGGAAUACAAUUCCCUAUUUGUAAGGCAUAUGGGAAGGACUUCCUUUGCAGCCCGAAACUUAAGAAUCCUGUGCUCUCACUUAACAGUGUGAAACUGUAUGAAUGUAGCAAAUGUGGGAAAUGUUUCUGUACUUCUUCAUCCUUUUGGAAACAUGUCAGAACUUAUACCCAUGAAGGUGGUAAAAUCUAUAUUCCUUAUGAACUUAAGGAAUGUGGGAAAGCCUUCAGUGAUUUCACUUCUCCAACUCAACAGGUGGAAAACAGCAGUGGAAACAAGCCUUCUGAGUAUGAGGAAUGUGCCUCAUCCCUUACUCUGCAGAUUAGAACUGACAGGGCAGAGAGGGCUUUUGAAUGUGGUCGUUGUGGGAAAACCUUUAGACGAGUCGCAAACCUAAAUAGACAUAUUAGAACUCACACUGGAGCUAGGCCUUAUAAAUGUAAGAAAUGUUUAAAGACUUUUAGUCGAGCUUCAAAUUUGGCUGCACAUAUAAGAAAUCACAGUGAGAGAACUUAUGAAUGUAAGCACUGUGGGAAAGCCUUUACACGGGGAACGAGUCUCACUAGUCAUAUAAGGAUUCACAGUGGAGAGAGGCCCUAUGAAUGUAAGCAAUGUGGCAAAGCCUUUACACAAAGCCAAGGUCUCACUAGUCAUAUAAGUAUUCACAGUGGAGAGAGACCCUAUGAAUGUGAGGAAUGUGGGAAAGCCUUUCGGCGAGCCUCAAAUCUAGCCGCACAUAAACGGAUUCACAGUGGUGAGAGACCUUAUGAAUGUAAGCUCUGUGGGAAAACCUUUACACGGGGAACAGGUCUCACUAGUCAUAUAAGGAUUCACAGUGGAGAGAGGCCCUAUGAAUGUAAAGAAUGUGGCAAAGUCUUUACACAUAGCCAAGGUCUCACCAGUCAUGUAAGGAUUCACAGUGGAGAGAGGCCAUAUGAAUGUAAGGAAUGUGGGAAAGCCUUUCGCCGAGCCUCUAAUCUGGCUGCACACAGAAGGAUUCAUAAUGGAGUGAGGCCCUAUGAAUGUAAGGGAUGUGGGAGAACCUUCAGUGAUUUCCCAUCCCUAACACAACAUAUAAGAAAUAACAGUGAAAGCAAACGUUCUGAAUAUGAGGAAUGUGCCGCAUCCCAUACUCUACUUAUUAGUUCAGAGAGGGCUUUGGAAUGUGAUCCGUGUAGGAAGGCCUUUAGACAUACCUUGAACCUCAAUAGACACAAUAGAACUGGAGCGAGGUCUUAUGAAUGUAAGCACUGUGGGAAAGCCUUUACACGGGGCACAGGUCUCACUAGUCAUAAAAGGAUUCACAGUGGGGAGAGGCCCUAUGAAUGUACAGAUUGUGGGAAAACAUUUACACGGAGCACAACACUCACUGUACAUAAAAGGAUUCACAGUGGAGAGAGGCCCUAUAAAUGUAAGGAAUGUGGGAAAGCGUUUACCCAUAGAACAGGUCUUACUAGUCAUGUAAGGAUUCACAGUGCAGAGAGGCCCUAUGAAUGUAAGGAAUGUGGGAAGGGCUUCCGUCAAGCCUCAAAUCUGACUGCACAUAUAAGAAUUCACAGUGGUGAGAGGCCUUAUAAAUGUAAGCACUGCGGGAAAGCUUUUACACAAAUCACGGCUCUCACUAAUCAUAUAAGAAUUCACAGUGGAGAGAGGCCCUAUGAAUGUAAGGAAUGUGGGAAAGCCUUUCGCCGAGCCUCCAUUCUGGCUGAACAUAGAAGGAUUCACAGUGGUGAACGACCUUAUGAAUGUCAGCACUGCAGGAAAGGCUUUAUACAGAGCACAGCUCUCACGCGUCACCUGAGGGUUCACAGCGGAGAGGGGCUCUAUGAAUGCAAGCACAGGGGAGAGCCUUUAGGUAUUCCUCACAUCUCAUCGAACAUGUAAGUACUCACAGUUGAGAGAAGCCUUAUGAAUUUAAGCAAUAUGGUGAUACCUGUAGUCAAGCUUUAACUUUGAUUAUACGUGUAAGAAUUCACAGGGUGGAAAUACUGAGUGUAAGCUACAUGGGAACGCCUUCAGUCUGGCCUCACCUCGUAAUAAGACGUCAGAUGAUUACAUGGGAGAAAGGUUAUAUAAACGUAAGGAAUGUGCAAAAGCCUUUUUUAAUUCCUUAGCACUCACUGCAUACAGAGUACUUCACAGGGGUGAUGAGCCUUAGUGAUUAAUCAGCCCUGACCAGACGUAAGCACUCAUGGUGAAAAGAGUCCUUCUAAUGUAAGGAAUAAGUUCAUCAAAACAUAUUAAACAUAUAAGCAUUCACAGUUAUGUCCAUUCUUACAGUAAUGUGGAAAUCCUUAACUUUUUCCUUUCUUACCUUGGAAAAGAAGAACUUAGAGUGGAAAGGUUGCUCUGUCUCAAAAAUAGAAUGUUUUAUCUGUACAGUGAUGAUAUCAAACAGUACAUUUGUGAAGUUGUGUGGUAAAGGAACAAGUUUUGUCAGUGUUGACAGCAGUAACUGAAAGAAAGGAUCCUGUGUGCCUUUGGAAGAAAUGCCAGUUUCAUUACAACAGAGGGGUUUUUCUACUUGCUUUGUUAUUGCUCAGCCCAAGCUCCAUUUUACUUCUUUUUAAAUCUUUAGCUUUUACACAUAAGAUUGUAGAUAAUACUUUGAACAAAUAAUUUAUAUUCUUUUAAUGUUGUUUUGUUUGUUUUUUUUGCUAUUAUGUAAAAUGAAAUAAAUUCCUAUUUUGGGGGGGUUGGUCUGUUUUUUCUUUUCAUAUUGUAUAGUUAACUAUUCUAUCCGUUAUAAUCGGUAAGUUUCUCAUAGGUUGAUACUUUGGAGUUAUACAGAUUAUUUUCUAUAAUACCAAUACCUCUUCUGUGCCCAACGUGGCAUAAAACUGAAAACGGCAAUUUAUUGGAUAUCCUUGGAUAACAGCAAGACUGACUCGAAUCUCCAUGCUGUUUAAAGUGUGGUAGGGACUCGUAGCUGUAGCCAACAAAUUUAUCUGUUUCUGGACUCCAGGCCUCCAGGGCCACACUAGCAGGUGUUACAUAAAGUGAAUUAGCAAGGAGAAGUUCACUAGUGGCAAGUAAAAGCAUACCUAUAUUUGGGCUUGCAAAACCUGGUUUACCUAUAGUUCAUACUUUGGUUCUUAAAAAUCUCAAGUCCCCAAGUCAAGGUUUUAAGAAAUUACCCAGUGACUGCAUACUGCAGCUGGAGUCACCGACUGCAGCAGUGUUUCUGGUAAACAGCAACAGGAACCCAUCCAUAUACCAAGGAAAGGAUUGGCAAAAGACCUUUUUGGGUAGCGGCUAGAAGGAAAACCGGGCAGCAAAACCCACCAACCAUCUUGUGUAUCCAGACACUGCUUCUCCAUGUGGCCUAACAAGUCAUGAAGAGUGUAGUGAUGAUAGUUUUGUGUAGAGAGCUCAUUCAGUCCACAAGGGAUGUCCCAGCUUCCACAGCUGUCAGGGUGACUAGAGCCAUCCAGAUCUCUAGGGGCGUUCCUCUUCUGGGUUAAUAGCUGCCAGCAAGCUUUCCCUGCUGGCAUUCCGGGCUUGUUAGUCAAAAUGGUGACAGUUUUCAAUUGUCAUGGGCCUUCUGCAGAGCCAAGAAAAGGAACAGAAGCUGCCCUAAGGUAAUUAAUGUCAGUAGAAAUCCCUGGGCUUGAUUUGUGUCAUUUAACCCCUUCUGUCUACUUAUUUUGCAGUGAAAGAUUCACCAGCCUUAUUACUAACUUAUGAAUAAAUUGGGUCUUCAAAGGUUUUUAAGAAAAUGUAUACUAUGUGGAAACACGUGAAUUUUACAUUUAUAUGGUACCACAAUAAACUCACUCACUUUGG
Molecule: messenger RNA, 4622 nt
Organism: Echinops telfairi (small Madagascar hedgehog)
Lineage: Eukaryota; Metazoa; Chordata; Mammalia; Afrosoricida; Tenrecidae
Product: zinc finger protein 345-like
Exons: 5
Coding region: 276-2720 (814 amino acids)
Biological process (GO): regulation of DNA-templated transcription
Molecular function (GO): DNA-binding transcription factor activity, RNA polymerase II-specific; RNA polymerase II cis-regulatory region sequence-specific DNA binding
Source: RefSeq, a predicted model, not a curated record